UUUUGACAACUAACAACAACAAUCCAGUCACAAAAAAUAUUUUGCAGUGUGUCAUCGCUGUUUCAUUAUUGUUCCAUUUGUUGAUAAUAUUAUUUAUCGAAAGGAAGCUGUUAAACGCCUUUCCAUCCUUUCUAAUUUCCGUCUUAUGUAGAAAGUAAAUUUCGAGAUGCCGAUUUUAUACAGCGUAAUAACAAAAGGGACGAUAGUUCUUGCAAAAUAUGCAGCUUGCGCUGGCAAUUUUGCGGAGGUUACAUCUCAAAUUAUCGAGAAAAUCCCUCAACACAACGAUAAGUUAACCUAUUCGCAUAGCAACUAUUUAUUUCAUUAUAUUUGCGAAAAUGGUGUUAUUUUUAUGUGUAUUUCAGAUGAUGAAUUUGAAAGAUCAAGAGCAUUUCUUUUUUUGAAUGAAAUCAAAAGAAGAUUUCAAGCUUCUUAUGGUUACACUAUCGAUAAUGUUAUGCCUUAUGCUAUGAAUGCGGAAUUUUCUCGUGUUUUAUCAACUGAAAUGACACAUUAUUCGGAAUCUCGAGAUUUGGAUACCAUAUCAAAAGUUCAUGGGGAGUUGGAUGAAUUAAAAGAUAUUAUGGUUAAAAAUAUAGAUAAUAUUGCAAUGAGGGGGGAAAGACUGGAGCUUUUAGUAAAUAAAACUGAGAAUUUAAGUAAUAAUGCUGUAACCUUUAGAAAUACCAGCCGUCAUUUACAACGUUCAAUGUUUUGGAAAAGUGUUAAAUUAUAUGUGAUAAUAGGAGUUACUGUGGUUGUUAUUACUUAUCUUAUUGUUUCAAUGGCUUGUGGAGGUUUGGCUUGGCAAAGUUGUGUUGGAAAGAAAUAAAAAGGAUUAAAUUUUGUUUAAAUGAAAAAAAUGAUUUUUUUUAUAAAUUGCUAUUAUUA
Messenger RNA from Onthophagus taurus, 891 nucleotides. It is a transcript of the gene Vamp7, whose product is annotated as Vesicle-associated membrane protein 7. Gene Ontology annotation, cellular component: SNARE complex; membrane. Gene Ontology annotation, molecular function: SNAP receptor activity; SNARE binding. Lineage: Eukaryota; Metazoa; Arthropoda; Insecta; Coleoptera; Scarabaeidae. Gene Ontology annotation, biological process: vesicle fusion; exocytosis. The record is from RefSeq and is a predicted model, not a curated record.